Quercus robur (English oak) is the source of this 1261-nucleotide messenger RNA. Its product is annotated as biogenesis of lysosome-related organelles complex 1 subunit 1. The record is from RefSeq and is a predicted model, not a curated record. NCBI's taxonomy places the organism in Eukaryota, Viridiplantae, Streptophyta, Magnoliopsida, Fagales, Fagaceae. Gene Ontology annotation, cellular component: BLOC-1 complex. The coding region runs from base 305 to 769 and encodes 154 amino acids. The transcript has 5 exons. Gene Ontology annotation, biological process: endosomal transport.
AAGUUACAAAACCAGCCGAAUAAACAAAGUAAUCUUAAGUUCUUAACAAAAAAAAUGGCCCAAAUAUUUAUAAUUUUAUACCUGAUUCCUGAACCUCAGAACCUGAUACGGUGAGGUGAGGAGUUGAGACUUGAGAGAGGCGGAGGGCAGAGUAUCAGAGAGAGGCUGAGAUGAGAACAGACUGAACAGUGGAGACUGGAGACUAGAGAGAGGCGGAGAGCAGAGACUAGAGAGAAAGUGUUUUCAUGGUGAAGUAAUAAUUUUUGGUGGCACCAAGGAAGGAGAUUUUUCUGUUGGCUGGGGCAUGUACUCCCCACAACUUCCACUGGCACGUGGGCGUGUGCCGUCAUCGUCUCCGUCCUCCUCUUUCUCCUUUGAUGCACAACAUGCAGACCCAGGAGGUCUUGAAGCUGCUUUGCUCCAAAUAAUGCAUGACCAUCACCACACCUCUCUCAGACUCCGUGACCAAGCUGAGAGAGCGAAGAAAGAUGCGAUUCAAAAUGCAGUGCGAGUUUCAGAUCUGUUGGUGGAUGCUGUGAACAGUGGAGUGCAGGAAUCCUUUAUCAACGAGAAGCGAAUUGAGCAUGAAAUUCGAGCAUUAGCAGUCACGAUUGCCCGCUUCAUGAAGCAGACCAAUCAAUGGCUCACCGCAACACGUGCUAUAAACACCGCUGUCAAGGAAAUUGGAGACUUUGAGAACUGGAUGAAGACCAUGGAAUUUGAUUGUAAAAGCAUCACCGCUGCUAUCCAAAACAUUCACCAAGCAUGACCAUUUUGGGGCACAGGGCUUUUGAUUUCAUAGUUGAGAGGGUACCAACUAGGCAACUACCAACAAUUAGCUGGUUGGUAAUCAAAUUUAUUAUCACCUGUGGGACGCAUCAACCUCAACAAAUACGGUUACUGCAAUGAUUGGGGGAUAAAGUACACUAUCCUACUAAGAGCAGCAUUUAAUUUUGCACUCAAUUAGCUGGAGUUGCUGUGACUGAAGAUCUACCGCAAACCAGUUGUCGGCCCUUGUUGGUUUCAAUGUCUUUUUGUAUUUGCAGUUUGAUUGGCUUGUGUUUGUUCUUACUGUCCUUAGUGCGGGGUUGGUCUUAGAUUGGGUGUUGUUUGCUGAUCUGUGACUCUGUCACCAUGUCCAUGUGCCUUUUGUAGAGACAUGCCUUGGUUUGUGCCUUGUAUCUUGGCUUUUUAGUGUCAAUAAAAUUUUUGCUGAUUCAUUAAAAAAUAAUAUAAUAAAAUAAAAUUGGUUACUGCUGCA